Pteronotus mesoamericanus is the source of this 2141-nucleotide messenger RNA. It is a transcript of the gene CLDN5, whose product is annotated as claudin 5. The transcript has a single exon. Gene Ontology annotation, cellular component: plasma membrane; bicellular tight junction. Gene Ontology annotation, biological process: bicellular tight junction assembly; cell adhesion. NCBI's taxonomy places the organism in Eukaryota, Metazoa, Chordata, Mammalia, Chiroptera, Mormoopidae. Gene Ontology annotation, molecular function: structural molecule activity. The record is from RefSeq and is a predicted model, not a curated record. Bases 807 to 1463 code for a protein of 218 amino acids.
AAUCCUGCCUGGUCUUUCAGCCUGCAGGAGGACAGAACCAAGUCUUAGAGGGGCACCGGGCAGUAAGGAUGCGGUGAAAGAGCCUGGGUCGGGCUUAGGCUCCAGGGCGAACUUCCUGAAGGGACCGGCUGAGAUGUGCUUAACUGACCCCAGGAGAAGAGGCUGCGAGAGUCCCCGACACAGGACUCUGCAUGGUGGUGACAGUGGGAACUUCUGCAGAACUUGACCAGGGAACAGCAGUGCUGGCCCAGGGCUAGAGAACAUCAGGCUCCUUCAGAGAAGUGGAGGGGGAAAUUGGGGAUAAUGUAGCUCCUGAAAUGAAGAGGCAAAGGAGAGGCAUGGAAGUGGCGCAAGGAGAGCGAACGCAGCCUCCCGUAGCCGAUCCAGACCUCGCUCGGACUCGACUAGAAAACCGCGGGUGAAGAAUCCGGGGCGGCGGCCGUGAGGGGAGUGGUUCCGGCAUCCUCUGCUAUCUCCAAGCGAAGUUAUUUUCCUACCUGCUGGAUACCGUGAGGCGCCAUGAUUGGCUGCAGGCCGAUGGCUCGUGCGUGGAUUGGAUGCUUGGACAGGGCGGCCGAGCCCGAGCCCGCCCCCCGAACCUUCAAAUAAGAAGGACCGCGGGGAAGUACAGGCAGACGCGAAGCUGUGUUGCCGGCUAGUGGGACGGCCUGGCGAAGGGCGAGGAGCCGGCCGUGCGGGCGCAAAGGCACUAGGCUCCACACAGGGAGCCCACCUGCUCAGCUGAGCCACUGCAGCGCCCCCUGCGGAAGUCCCGGGGCCGUCGGGCUCGCGUCUCACCUCCAGCCAUGGGGUCAGCAGCGCUGGAGAUCCUCGGCCUGGUGCUGUGUCUGAUGGGCUGGGUGGGCCUGAUCCUGGCAUGCGGGCUGCCAAUGUGGCAGGUGACCGCUUUCCUGGACCACAACAUCGUGACGGCGCAGACCACCUGGAAGGGGCUGUGGAUGUCGUGCGUGGUGCAGAGCACGGGGCACAUGCAAUGCAAGGUCUACGACUCGGUGCUGGCGCUGAGCACCGAGGUGCAAGCAGCGCGGGCGCUCACGGUGAGCGCCGUACUGCUGGCGCUCGUCGCACUCUUCCUGACCCUGGCGGGCGCUCAGUGCACCACCUGCGUGGCCCCGGGUCCCAGCAAGGCGCGCGUGGCUCUCACGGGUGGUGCUCUCUACGCGCUCUGCGGGCUGCUGGCGCUCGUGCCGCUCUGCUGGUUCGCCAACAUCGUGGUCCGCGAAUUCUACGACCCGAAUGUGCCCGUGUCGAACAAGUACGAACUGGGUGCUGCGCUCUACAUCGGCUGGGCAGCCUCGGCGCUGCUCAUGUGCGGCGGCGGCCUCGUGUGUUGUGGAGCCUGGGUCUGCGCCGGCCGUCCUGACCUCAGCUUCCCUGUGAAGUACUCGGCUCCGCGGCGGCCCACCACCAGCGGCGACUACGACAAGAAAAACUACGUCUGAGAGCGCUGGGACGGAAGAGCCCCUGGUGCCAGCCGCGCUCACGCCCGGAGGACUGGCCAGGGAGCCCUGCAUGGACGGAGGCCUCCGCUGGGUCGCGCCGCUCACUGGUUACGCGGAACGCGGCCCGCCAACGGGACCCUGCUCGGGCCCGCAGCCCAUCCACUCCGACUGUCACUCGCUGGGCCCUGGGCGGUGCCCUGCCCUGAACAGGCGACGCGCACUUGGGAGGACUUGCUCGGUUUACUUUCUGUGGGAAGUGCUGGCUCCGACGUGGGUGGGGCACGGGUUCCUUGGCUCUGUGGGCACGAGACUACACUUUUCCCCCUGUCCGGCCUGGUCUUGGACGCCACUCUACUUUCCAGCGGCUCCUGCUGAUUCCAGAGGGACAGAGGGCUUGGGGCUCCCAAACUGAGCUGCCUGAAAGCUGUGUAUAGCUGGCCUUUACCCCAUCAGCAGGGCCUGAGCCUAGGGGUCCAAGAGACUUGCUUUGGACCUCCCUCCCUCAGCCCUGCAAUUUGCCAGGUGCACAAGAUCUGAGUGUGGGGCUGAGGCCCUGCCCUCCUUCAGUUUGGGGGAUGGCAAGAAUUUGUUUAGUAAACGGUUUGAAUACCCUUCCACCUGUGUUCUGUUGUCUGUCCAUCCAGUCACCCAACUCCUCCCUGAAAGGCCCUGUGAGAA